AUGGAUCAGAAGACUGAAAAGGCUUUACUCGAAUAGUAGAAUGAAUUACUAGAGUUAUAGUUAUAAGAAUUGAAGGAGAGAGAAGAUGCAUACAAAAUAUUUAAUGAAACAAUUCUCAAUGCUUAUAAUUCAAUGCAAAAUGAUGUGAAUAAAUAGAAUGUAAAGUUAAAGUCCUAUACUUGUAGAGUUUAGUUUAUAAACAAUUAUAGUAGACUUUGGAAUAAUAUUCUCAGGAGUUGAUAGAAUCUAAAAAUAGAAAUACAGCUGUCUUAGUUUAAUUAGAGAAGGAAAAUCGACACUUAAAAAAUUAUUUAGAAUAGUUAGAGCUUAAGAUAUAAGAAUAAACUUAGAAUUAGGAGAAUGAACUUUCUGAUUUGGAAUAGCAAUUUGAAAAUCUAUAAUAACAGCAAGAAACUUUAGUGGCUGUAAAACCCAAGAAAAAGAAAUAACAAUAAGAUAAAGAAAACAGUAAACCUGAAUAAGGAGGCGGUGGAGGUUGUAUUGUAUCUCUUAAAUAAAAAAAUGAUUGCGGGAAAAAGAAAGAGUUAUGCAUUAGCAAUGUCUUAAAUUGUAAGGAUUCUAAUGUGAUGGAGAUCUCCCAAUUAGAUUGGUUGGAUUCAAGUAGUCCAACUGGAUUAUUCAAAUAAUUUUAAUUGCAUUAAAGAGGAAGAGAUCGUUCUGAUCAUUCAUAAAGGAUGCAGCAACCAUAAUUAUCUAAACGAAUAUUUAGAGAUUAAGGAAAGAGUGAAGAUUCUGUCAGUCCUCAAUGUUUAAGAAAUACAACUCCCAAAAAUAAUUAUAUAACUCCAGAGUCUAAAUAAUUAAAAUAUGAUUUAUAAUCUGGGUAUGCGAAUAGAGGUGAAUGUAAUUAAGCAAAACAAGAGAAGAGAUCUUUGGCAGAAUUUACUAAACAAAUAAAUUCUGUUAGAUCUACUGAAAACUUUUAAAUGAUUCUUAGAUAAAGUUCAAUGGUUUGA
Molecule: messenger RNA, 977 nt
Organism: Paramecium sonneborni
Lineage: Eukaryota; Ciliophora; Oligohymenophorea; Peniculida; Parameciidae
Source: the annotation of a GenBank genome assembly